This is a messenger RNA of Hemibagrus wyckioides, 3992 nucleotides long. RefSeq names its product TNF receptor-associated factor 7 (gene traf7). Gene Ontology annotation, molecular function: protein binding; zinc ion binding. The transcript has 22 exons. NCBI's taxonomy places the organism in Eukaryota, Metazoa, Chordata, Actinopteri, Siluriformes, Bagridae. The coding region runs from base 278 to 2203 and encodes 641 amino acids. Gene Ontology annotation, biological process: ribosomal large subunit assembly; Notch signaling pathway. Gene Ontology annotation, cellular component: nucleolus. The record is from RefSeq and is a predicted model, not a curated record.
AUCCUUAGAAAAAUGUUCACGGUCCGAGCUUAAAUGGUGGACAAAAGGAGUAGAUUGGAGUUGUAUAAAUCAUUUCCGUUGUCGUGUUUGAACGGCGAAGGAUUUUGGGGCUAAAUGUUUCCGAAACCAAGUUGGCUCUGAAAGCUUUCCUUCCUCGUUGUGCUUGAUGGAUUGUAAGCUCCCAUAAAUCGUAGUCGCACUACAACCCUUUCUCAGGAGGUGUUCUAUCCACUGCGAGCAUCAACACCUGUCGUCGGAUCUCAAACACAAGGCCAGAAUGGAGAACCAGUUUGGGCCGUCCUUUUCAGGAGUUGCCCCAGUUAGCAAAGCUGAGACAUCCAGUAAUUAUAAACAGCACCGUCGAACACCUUCUACCUCCAGCACACUGGCUUUCUCCGCUCGAGAUGACGACGACGGCAUGCCACCCAUCGGUACAUCACGUGGUUCGGACUCGGCCAUCUCCGUUCGUUCUCUUCACUCGGAGUCCAACAUGUCCCUGCGCUCAACUUUCUCCCUGCAUGAAGAAGAGGAGGAUACGGAUCCACAGGUUUUUGCUGAACAGCCUUCGGUGAAACUGUGCUGUCAGCUGUGCUGUAACGUGUUUAAAGACCCUGUCAUCACCACAUGUGGGCAUACCUUCUGCAGGCGAUGUGCCUUAACCUCUGAGAAAUGCCCAGUGGAUAAUUUGAAGCUCACCGUGGUGGUGAAUAACAUUGCUGUGGCCGAGCAGAUCGGUGAACUCUUCAUCCACUGUAAAUAUGGUGUACGUCCCACCGCUUCAGGAAAACCAGCUGCCUUUGAAGUGGAUCCACUCGGCUGCCCUUUCACCAUCAAACUCAGCACCAGGAAAGAUCACGAGGUGAGCUGUGAUUACCGGCCGGUGCGCUGCCCGAAUAAUCCCAGCUGUCCUCCACUGCUCACUAUGAACCUGGAGGCUCAUCUGAAGGAAUGUGAACACAUCAAGUGCCCACAUUCAAAAUACGGAUGCACGUUCAUUGGGAAUCAGGACACGUAUGAGACGCACCUGGAAGCAUGUAAGUUCGAGGGUCUGAAGGAGUUCCUGCAGCAGACAGAUGAUCGCUUCCAUGAGAUGCAGGUGACUUUAGCUCAGAAAGAUCAGGACAUUUCCUUCCUACGCUCUAUGCUGGGAAAAUUGUCCGAAAAACUCGACCAGCUUGAGAAAAACCUGGAGCUUAAAUUUGAUGUGCUGGAUGAGAACCAAAGUAAACUAAGCGAAGAUCUGAUGGAGUUUCGUAGAGACGCCUCGAUGCUUAACGAUGAGCUUUCACAUAUUAAUGCCAGGCUUAACAUGGGCAUCCUCGGCUCCUAUGACCCUCAGCAGAUCUUCAAGUGUAAGGGGACAUUUGUGGGUCAUCAGGGUCCGGUGUGGUGUUUAUGUGUUUAUUCCACCGGUGACCUGCUCUUCAGCGGCUCAUCAGACAAAACCAUCAAGGUCUGGGACACCUGCACCACAUACAAGUGCCAGAAAACUCUGGAGGGCCAUGAUGGCAUUGUAUUAGCGCUGUGUAUUCAGGGUAAUAAGCUGUACAGUGGCUCUGCAGAUUGCACCAUCAUUGUUUGGGACAUCCAGAACUUGCAGAAAGUGAACACAAUCCGUGCACAUGAUAAUCCAGUGUGCACACUCGUCUCCUCACACAACAUGCUUUUCAGCGGAUCGCUCAAAGCAAUUAAGGUGUGGGACAUUGUGGGCACAGAACUGAAGCUGAAGAAAGAGCUCACUGGUCUAAAUCACUGGGUUCGAGCUCUGGUCGCAUCUCAGAAUCACCUGUACAGCGGAUCGUACCAAACCAUUAAGAUUUGGGACAUUCGUUCUCUUGAGUGCGUACAUGUCCUCCAGACCUCUGGGGGCAGUGUUUACUCCAUUGCGGUCACCAACCACCACAUAGUUUGUGGCACGUAUGAGAACCUCAUCCAUGUGUGGGAUAUUGAGUCUAAAGAGCAGGUGCGCACACUAACUGGACAUGUAGGGACGGUGUACGCUCUGGCGGUCAUUUCCACGCCGGACCAGACCAAAGUGUUCAGUGCCUCCUACGAUCGCUCACUUAGGGUGUGGAGCAUGGACAACAUGAUCUGCACGCAGACUCUGCUGCGUCAUCAAGGCAGUGUCACUGCACUGGCCGUCUCUCGAGGGCGUCUGUUUUCUGGAGCCGUGGACAGCACUGUAAAGGUGUGGACCUGCUAAAUGAUGAACAACUCCUAAAAUCACACAGUGGGCCUUUAGUUCCUUUCCAGCAGUGUGUAGAAACUGAUUACAUGGUGAUGUUGCAUCACUUCUAAAGAUACCAGCCUGAGCAGGAGUGACCUUUUCCCCGCUGUUUUUGAUCUGUUUCUUGUGAUGUGGACACGGUUUAUCUCUCGGCUCACACAGCCUUGGACCCUGACUGCGGCAUCGCCUUAAACCACUCCAAAUGACCAGCGCGUAAGAGUCCGCAGCGACCGGACUGAGUAUAUAUAUACGGUUGUGUAUAUAGCUGUUUGACUCGGUGGCUGCUCUGAGCAACAAGCCACGAUGUGAUGAAUCAUGUCUGAGAUGCCUUCUCUACUGGGACUCAGCAAUUAGAUCAUCUGAACUGACCACCUUAACUUUUCCUUCAGUCACAUUUUUAAACUGUUUACGAAGCAUCCUGCACAGGUCUGGGAACCGAGCUUCAAUGAUAAUUCAGUUUCUCCUUGAUUGAAUUAUGUUACGCAAAGUGCUCACUACAUGAGAUUAGCUUUGAUUUUUGUGCUCAUCAUCAUUAACCAUGUGUUUACACGGCCAGCCACGUGACGCAACAAAGCAGGCGCAAGGCACAAGGAAGAGGGGGGUGGGGGUGGGGUUCGGUGGAUGAAGACGGCCAGAGAUGCCAUGACAUUUUCCAGCAUGUCGGAAACAGUUGGUAAUAAAUCUCGGCACGUGCGAGACAGGCGAGCAAGAGGACAGCGAUGAUCGUGAAGGACACUGAGGCCUGCAUAGAACAGGAAACAGAGCUAUGCUAUUUUGGCAAAGUCACAUGAUCAAGUUAGAAACAGCUGAUCAGUAUUCACAGAGCAGUUUUCAGGUCUAGUCCUGAGAGCCAAACGGUUUAUCAAGUGGUAGCGGGAAAAAAAACACGUUUAUGUGAUGCACAGGGUUUUUUUUUUUGGUCCAUUUGAGCAGCUUUAUGACUAACAUUUGAUAUUGCCAAGUGAGAUUUUUUUUCUUUGCUUGUUUUUCUACUGUAUAUACUUAAUCAUCUUACUAAUCAACAGCACGCCAUGUUGAUGGAAAUAUUUAUGGCUUUCAGUGCGUCAUUGUCCCAUUCCUACUAACCGGGUCCACUUGACCACCGAAUGAAGUAAAAGAAGGAUUGAAUGAAUAUCACUCUUAAACGGCUGUUUCUUACUGAAAUGGCUAACGAUGCUGUUUAUACACGUGGCAAUAACGCACUCCAAACACGAUUUAUCUCCAUCACUCCAGUCCUGCAUUCACUGCGGUUACACUUGUAUAGCUGGCUAAAAAUACUUCUGUGUCGCUAGCAGAGAAGCGAGUGAGCGAUUAACACGUGGUCUGCUUGUGUUGCUAGCGCACACUCAUGAUGUAAAAUUUUGUCAGGGGAAGUCAGUGACUGUGUGUGAAACAGUAUUGUAACACAAAUGAUGACUGUAUUACAGCUGAUAGUGCUCUGAGCAGCCUCGGGUUGUGUGUGUGUGUGUGUGUGUGUAAUACAGAACACACACCACAACUGUCUGGGCGUCUCAAAGAACUGCGCUGGUGUUUUAUUCAGUCUCACAUGCACUCCUAACAUAUAGUGUUAAUCAUUGUCGAUUCCGUUAUUCCACUCCUUUGUGUUAUUGUAGCUACCGCUCUCGGCCAAUCAGAAGGCACUGUACUGGAGUUAACAGUAGACAAGUGCCGUUAAUUCAUUUCCAUUGUUACUGAUAAUUGCCUACAUUUUUAUUAUGGAUCAUGAUAUUAUCACGAUAUUGAAUAAAUUGUUCUGAUGAAUGUC